GCGUCACCGGGAGGCCUUCUCGAGGUUCCUGGGGGGCCGAACGCUCCACGAAUCCCACAGCGCGCCUUUCCUCCAAAAGCGCCGAACAGAGGCCGCUUCUAGCCCGGACCCCCGUGUUCUGGGGACGGCGAGGCGUCCAGAGGACCCGCGUCCUGCCUCGGACUUCACUAGCCGCGUGACCCUGGGCCGCCUCUCCCCCUCCCCCGGCGGGCCUCAGUUUCCUCCUCUGUAAAGUGAGGACAGUGAUGGCGCCACCUCCCUCCCUGAGGCCAUUUCUACAGCGGCUCCCAACCAGGUUUCUCUAGAACCCGGACCUCCGCCUGCCGCCCGCGUACACCUGCCGGAGCUUUGGAAAGCCAUGGCCGGGGGGGAGGGGCGCGGGGGGGGAGGGUUACCCAGAAACACCAGCGCGGCGGGGGGUGCUGGGGAUUCGAGCUCUUUAUACAAGCUCCCUGCCGCCCCCGCGGAAUCCGCCGGCACCUGGGAACCAGGGCGGGUAGGGGUUUCCUCCGUCCCCCCCAAAGGGAAGGUGGGCACGAAGGGAAAGAAGCAGAUAUUUGAAGAGAAUAAGGAAACCCUGAGGUUCUACUUUCGGAUCAUCCUGGGUGCCACUGCAAUUUACAGCCUCGUGACGCUCGUCAUCUUCUACUCUACAGCAUCUUUUUGGGCCUGGACGGCCCUCGUGUUCAGCUUGGUCGUGUAUGGGGCCAGCUACCGCUCCAUGAGCUCCAUGGCCAAGGCAGCCUUCUCAGACGACGGCACUCUGGCGGACAGCGGCAUUGACCUCAACAUGGAGCAGGGAAUGGCAGAGCACCUGAAGGAUGUGAUCCUGUUAACAGCCAUCGUCCAAGUGCUCAGCUGUUUCUCCCUCUAUGUGUGGUACUUCUGGCUCUUGGCUCCCGGCCGGGCACUCUACCUCCUGUGGGUAAACAUCCUGAGCCCCUGGCUCACAGCUGAGUCAGCCAACUCCAUUGUUGAGCCCAAUGAGAAGCGCCAGCGACGGCAGGAACGCCGACAAAUGAAGCGGUUGUAGCCAGCAUGGUGGUGGAGGGCCGGCCGCAGCCACCGAACUGAGCAGGACUGAGUGAAGCUCUCCCGGGCUGGGCAGGCCCUACCUAUCCACCACCUGGGUCCUGCCCCAUGACUUCCUAAGAGAGACUGGGAACCUGGGCGUCUGGACAAACUGGGUCAGGGUGGGCAGGGGAAGGGGGCUGGCUUGCUAUAAUAAAAAGCCAAAGCUGGGAA
Molecule: messenger RNA, 1245 nt
Organism: Sarcophilus harrisii (Tasmanian devil)
Lineage: Eukaryota; Metazoa; Chordata; Mammalia; Dasyuromorphia; Dasyuridae
Gene: TMEM208
Product: transmembrane protein 208
Exons: 6
Coding region: 359-1033 (224 amino acids)
Biological process (GO): vacuolar protein processing
Cellular component (GO): intracellular membrane-bounded organelle
Source: RefSeq, a predicted model, not a curated record